AUGAAGGAAGCUUUAUGGAGGGCAGCUAGGGCCACAACAUUACCUAGAUGGGAAAGAGAAAUGAAUCAUAUGAAAGAUCUCAAUAUCAAUGCUUGGAAAGACAUGAUGUAUGUACCUGCUACAUGUUGGAUUCGGUCUCACUUGAAGACAGAUACACCAUGCAAUUUGCAAGUCAACAAUAUGUGUGAUGCUUUUGAUCAUGCAAUCUUGGAGUAUAUAGACAAGCCAAUCAUUUCACUGCUUGAAGGAAUCAAACAUUAUAUAAUAGUGAGAAUUUUUGCUCAAAAGGAGAAAUUAAGUAGGUACAAAGGUAUUACAAGUCCUAACAUCCAACAAGUCUUACAAAAAACAAAGAGGCCAGCAGAAGGAUGGAUUGUAACAUGGCAUUCUGAUGAUGACUUUGCUAUAUUUGGGGUAUCAAACGGUGUUGAUACAUAUGCUAUUAACUUUUUGCAAAGAAAAUAUGGAUGUAGGAAGUGGGAUUUAGGUGGAAUACCAUGUUGUCAUGAUAAACACACUGCCUAG
Lathyrus sativus (Indian pea) is the source of this 525-nucleotide messenger RNA. The record is from the annotation of a GenBank genome assembly. NCBI's taxonomy places the organism in Eukaryota, Viridiplantae, Streptophyta, Magnoliopsida, Fabales, Fabaceae.